Messenger RNA from Mugil cephalus (flathead mullet), 2270 nucleotides. RefSeq names its product ras-related protein rab7-like. Lineage: Eukaryota; Metazoa; Chordata; Actinopteri; Mugiliformes; Mugilidae. Gene Ontology annotation, biological process: endosome to lysosome transport; phagosome-lysosome fusion. Gene Ontology annotation, cellular component: lysosome; late endosome; phagocytic vesicle. Gene Ontology annotation, molecular function: GTPase activity; GTP binding. Bases 357 to 980 code for a protein of 207 amino acids. The transcript has 6 exons. The record is from RefSeq and is a predicted model, not a curated record.
GGAGGAGGAAGUGAAAGGGGAAGGCAGAAGCUGGUAGUAGGUAGUUAGCAGUCAGGCAGUCAGGCAAGCCAUCAAGUAAAGUGCCAAAUUCACGCCGCGGUUCUAGAUAGAUUGCCUUGUCAGUUUGCGACGCGCUUUUUGUUAGUGUUCACACUUAGGACAGUACGUUUUUUUACAACUAGUUUGAGACGAGGUUUUACCAAAUUAGCCAGCGAGUUCAGCUCCAGCGAGCUAACGUAACGCCUAGUUAGCCUCCGACGCUAGCUGUCCUGAACAAUAACAGCUAGUUAGCAGCCGGCUCUGACACCAUCAAGAAGUCGCCUCUCCGCGGUGCUACAAGUUGAAACUGUGGAAAAAUGACAUCCAGGAAGAAAGUGCUCUUGAAAGUCAUCAUCCUAGGAGAUUCCGGUGUUGGAAAGACCUCCUUAAUGAACCAGUAUGUGAACAAGAAGUUCAGUAACCAGUACAAAGCAACAAUAGGAGCAGACUUUCUGACCAAGGAGGUGAUGGUGGACGACCGACUCGUAACAAUGCAGAUCUGGGACACAGCUGGCCAGGAGAGGUUCCAGUCUCUGGGUGUUGCAUUCUACCGCGGGGCCGACUGCUGUGUGCUGGUGUUUGACGUGACCGCGCCCAAUACCUUCAAGACACUGGACAGCUGGCGGGAUGAGUUUCUGAUCCAGGCCAGCCCUCGCGACCCUGAGAACUUUCCCUUUGUGGUGCUCGGAAACAAGAUUGACUUGGAGAAUAGACAGGUGCCGACCAAAAGGGCUCAGGCUUGGUGUCAGAGUAAGAACAACAUCCCAUACUUUGAGACCAGCGCUAAAGAGGCCAUCAAUGUAGAACAGGCAUUCCAGACAAUUGCACGUAACGCCCUCAAACAGGAGACAGAGGUGGAGUUGUAUAAUGAAUUCCCAGAUCCCUUAAAGCUGACUCGGGAUGACAGAGCUAAACCUUCAGCAGAAAGCUGCAGCUGCUAAGGGACAUCUUGGACCAUCUUCUCUCUCUCUCUGAAUCACCCCGUCACCGGUUGCGUCACCUCCACCUCGCUCCCAGGGAAAAGGUUUCCCUACUGGUCUUCCUCCUUCACGCCACUGAUCAUUCCUUCGACACCACCACUCACGCAGUACACUGCACUCGGGUGUAACCUCCCUCCCACCUAGCACAUGAAUCAACACACUAGCGUACUUGCAAAUUACGCCGACAAAUCUAGAGCCCAAAGAUCACUCAAGAGAAGAAUGCCCCCUGUGGCCCCUGACUCUCUCACUGAGGGGGCAAGAUGGAGCCAUGUUCAGAGAGUGUGAUCGGGAACUCUAGAUGAACUGGCUGAUGCUCUGUAAUGUGAGACGAUGUUGGCUAAUGUCAGCAUCCCAAGUACCUUAUUCUCCCUGUUUUUCUGUUGCUUUCUUUUGCCUUUUUUUUUGUAAAGAAAUAAUCUAGUUGAACUAUAUAUAUAUAUAUAUAUGUAUGUAUAUAUAUAUAUAUAUAUGUAUAUAUAUAUAUUCACACACAUAUAUAUUUUAAUUGCCUGAUGUCAUUUUUUUUCUAGCCACCUUGAAACACACACUUGUUGUUUUGCACUUUCUUAUGUUUCUGCCUUUAAAUGUUAUAGAGGGUUGACUGAUUUUGGGCAACAUCUGCUACCACGCGCCUUUCGGUGAGCUUCAGAUUAUGCUGCUUCACUUGUUUUCCCUGUUAGAUAUCUCCUGAGAAUCUUUUGAACACUCUGGUGAUUGUAUUUCCCCUUCAAGAUUGUGUAUUAAAGGGUCUAAAACAACCUCCUGGUGCAAAAGAAAUGUUACUAAGUUGACAUUAAAUAAAAGCUGACAAGGUGGUCACAGUGUAAAACGUGGAUUAAUCCCCCCUUGCUAUAUUAAUAUUUGCUUUUUCUGUAACAUUACUUGUACUUCUAAUACUGCUGUAUGUGUUCUGUCCCUCAUCAGACAUCUUUCAGUGCUCUGGAAUUACAGUAUGCGUCACCGGCACAGCUUACACCUGUCUUCUGUCAUGUCUUUGUUAUUGCUGUUCUAUCUAUCUGCUUGUAGCUCAGGUUGGCUAAGUACUUAAUAUUUUUAACGGAUUGUGUAUUACAGUGUAUAGAUGGCAAAGGUAUAAUGGAUUGAACUAAAACAGAUGUUCUAUCUUUCCAUUUAAGAAAAUAUCCAACUGUUUGCCCUGUUAUUACUCCUCCUUACAGAAACAAUUACUGCAAUGCCAAUGAUGUUGUUAAAGAAAAUUCGGACGUCAAGUAAUAAAAACUCUUGAAUAUA